AUGGUUAAAUGCCCUAUAUGCUCGAAAGACGUGCCGAUUCAGCUUAUCAACAAGCAUCUCGAUAAGUGCGAGUUAUCGUCAUCGGGUCACGGGAUGAAGAAAGUUGAAAACAAGGUGAUGGAAGGUAGGCAGGAGGGCCAACAAAAGAAGCAGAAAAUGCGAUCGAGCUCUUUGUUGGAUGUACUCAACGGCGGAAAGAAGAAAAGCCGCAGAUCAGGUGGCGAGCAUCGAAUAUUCAGCUCUCAGUUUGCAAACGAAAUUAGCGAUGAGAUAUUGAAAGAGGGAAAGAGGAAAAGCGACCCAAUUGUGAUAGACAGCACUGAAUCGGAUGCUUGUUUGAUGCACAGUGAUAAGAGACCGAGAACAGAAGACAGGAAGAUCCCUUCUUCACCAGUUUUGUCAGGAAAAGCCAGGCAAAGAGAGCAGAUCAAAAUACUUAAAUUGCAAUCUCGUUUGCCGUUGGCCGAGCGGCUAAGACCGACAACUUUGGAGAAUUACAUUGGCCAGAAGCAUCUUGUUGGGAGAGGUGGGAUUUUAAGGGGCUUUAUAGAGAGUGACAGGAUUCCAUCGAUGAUUCUUUGGGGGUUUCCGGGAACAGGAAAGACAACUUUAGCUCGGAUCAUCUCGCACAGCACAAAAUCGAGGUUUGUGGAGUUGUCGGCGACCACAAAUGGAAUUUCGGACUGCAAGAGGAUAUUUCAGGAGGCGAAGAACGAGCUCAAGCUUACCGGAAGAAAGACAAUCGUGUUUGUGGAUGAAAUCCAUCGGUUCAACAAGGCACAGCAGGAUAUAUUCUUGCCGUAUGUUGAGCGUGGAACGAUAACUUUGAUUGGUGCGACUACGGAAAACCCCAGCUUUCAGUUAAACAGUGCUCUUCUUUCUCGAUGCAGGGUGUUUGUGCUCAAGAAGCUUUCUUCAGAUGAGCUGAAGCAGAUUGUGUGUCGAGCAUUGGUGGAGAUCAACAAAACGAGGAAGUUGGUCUACAAUAAGAUGGUGCUCAAGUUUCUGCCGGAUGCUGUUGAGUACAUAUGCAACAUCUCGGAUGGCGAUUCUCGUAGUGCUUUGAAUCUUCUUGAAUUGGCGGAUUCGCACUUCAUGACUGUUGAUGAAGAAAAGACAGAGCAGGGAGAAGGUGAUGGGAAAGGCAGCAGAAUUGCAACUGAAAGGAUGGGGAGUAAGAACAUGGAGAAUGCAAAAAGCAGGGAGAAUGCAGAAAAGAACAUGGUGAAUAUGAAUAAAAGUACACAGAAUAUGGAUAAGGACACACAGAUUAUGAAUAAAGACACACAGAAUACGAAAGACACACAGAAUAUGGAUAAAGACACAUAUAAUACAAAUAAAAGCUCACAGACAGAGUCUCAUACCGCCAACAAGCAUGUUCUUGAAGUGGCAGCAGAGGAUCUCAGAAAAGUGUUCAAGAGAACGCAGAUGGUCUACGAUCGUGUUGGGGAUGCACACUAUGACACGAUUUCGGCAUUUCACAAGUCUGUGCGGGGAUCUUCACCAGAUGCCGCCAUCUACUAUCUGGCAAGGAUGCUAAAAGGAGGCGAGGAUCCGCUCUAUGUGGCAAGAAGAAUGAUUAGAAUCGCUAGUGAAGAUGUUGGCGAUGUGGACGACAGCUGCCUUCCAUUUGCAGUGGCUGCUUACCGUGCAGUUCAACUGAUUGGGCUUCCGGAAGCGGAAUUGGCAUUGGCACAAUGUGCUGUUAAGCUAGCUAGGGCACCGAAAUCGGCCGAAAUUUACAGGGCAUGGAAAGAGAUCAAUGCCAAAAUCGACAACGAGCCAGAUGUGGCAGCUGCAGCAAUUCCGCUCCAUCUUCGUAAUGCACCAACAAAACUAAUGGAGGAUCUUGGAUACAGCGAGGGAUACAAGUACAAUCCAGAUUACAGGGACGGAAAAGUGAAGCAGGAGUACUUUCCUAAGGAAUUGAAGGGCCUGAAAUUGCUCAGAGGCCAGCAUCUUGGCACGAGGAUAGAUCCGGAUCUUGAGAGAUGA
Brettanomyces bruxellensis is the source of this 1995-nucleotide messenger RNA. RefSeq lists its product as uncharacterized. Gene Ontology annotation, molecular function: ATP binding; DNA binding; single-stranded DNA helicase activity. The transcript has a single exon. The coding region runs from base 1 to 1995 and encodes 664 amino acids. Gene Ontology annotation, biological process: regulation of DNA repair; DNA-templated DNA replication; DNA repair. Lineage: Eukaryota; Fungi; Ascomycota; Pichiomycetes; Pichiales; Pichiaceae. Gene Ontology annotation, cellular component: nucleus. The record is from RefSeq and is a predicted model, not a curated record.